CACAGUAUCACUAUCACACAGAUCACCCCACCCCACCACGGCCGGCGAAAACUUUUCACGCAGCCUUCAGGAGGUUCAGGCCCAGCAGGCUCACCAGAGGCUUCUUCCUCCUCUCCCCCCACCUUCUCACUCCGAAGAGAAGUCAAUGUCACUGCUGCCGCCUCCUGCUGCUCGGCAGCAGCUACAGGGCCUCCACCAUUCACACUCCUCGAGCUUCUACACUUAUUACUAGUGCAAUUUAUGCUGGGGGUUGGGGCCACGCGACCGCUCUUCUUUUUCUUGCUCAUCUUGCUCCGAUCCAAGAAGUGACAAGAGAUUGCGGCUGUAGGGUUCAUUUUAAUCUCUCUGUUUCCGGAAAAAAUUGGAGCUCAAGAAGAGAGAGGCCGCAAUGCCGAAGAUGUUUGGUUUCUCUCGUCGCCGGAUGAAGCUGGGGAGGUUGAAGGGUCAUCUAAACGAUCAAUUCCAUGUCUCUCGAAGCCCUUCUCGACCCACCAAGCGACUCAGUCACCCCAAUGGAGAGGACCCAGUGACUACCUCCGUGAGUGGCCGGGCCGAUGACCUUGCUUGGCGCUGCUCAUCUGAUACUUCCAAUCUCAAUGGACAUGCUUUUGAGAGCUCAGAGAAUUGGGCAGUGCUGUCAACGGAGGGUGACAAGCCGAUUCCUCGCUUUGAUCACGCAGCAGCCAUGGUAGGGAGCAAAAUGAUAGUCUUUGGUGGUGAUUCUGGUCACCGUUUGCUAGACGAUACAAAGAUAUUGAGCUUAGACAAGCUUACCUGGGAUUCCGUGGCUCCUAAAGUUCGACUAUCAGCAAGUGGACGUUCUCUGAAGUUGCGACCUUGCAAAGGUCAUUGUCUGGUUCCAUGGGGGAAGAAUGUCAUUCUUGUGGGAGGGAAAAGUGAUCCACCUUAUGACAAGAUAUCAGUAUGGACCUUCGAUACGGAAACUGAGUUCUGGUCACAUAUGGAAGCCAAGGGUGAUAUCCCGGUGUCUCGAAGUGGCCAUACGGUGAUUAGAGCAGGUCCUGUUUUAAUUCUCUUCGGGGGUGAGGACGCCAAAGGGAAGAAACUACAUGACCUUCAUAUGUUUGAUCUGAAGUCAUUAAUGUGGCUUCCUUUGAACUACAAAGGUGCUGGACCUUCUCCAAGAUCAAAUCAUGUGGCUGCACUUUAUGAUGAUAGAAUUCUAUUGAUUUUUGGAGGUCAUUCGAAGUCUAAGACCCUGAACGAUAUUCACGCUCUGGACUUUGAAACAAUGGUAUGGUCAAGGGUCAAAACCCAUGGUCAUCAUCCAUCACCUCGAGCAGGUUGCUGUGGAGCUCUUUGUGGCACUAAAUGGUAUAUUACUGGGGGUGGAAGCAAGAAAAAACGGCAUCCUGAAACAUGGGUCUUUGAUGUUCUGGAAUCUAAAUGGUCUGUUUGUGUAGUGCCUCCUAGUUCCUCAAUUACCACGAAGAAAGGUUUCAGCAUGGUUCCAUUGUACUACAGGGACAAGAUUGUUCUCGUUGCUUUUGGAGGAAACAAAAAGGAGCCAUCUGACAAGGUUGAAGUACUAGUGGUGCUGCAAAACGAGCACUGUUUCAGUUGGCGGUCUGCCCCUGAUGUGGAACCCUUACUCUCUGACGACUCUCCUCCGAGCUCAAGAGAACUUGCUGAUCAGCUCAACACUUGUGCUCCUCUGUACUCUACUAGCUCUGCAGCGAGGAGUAGCCUUGCCACCACAGUGGAGAACUCAUCUGGGAGGAAAUCACUUCCUGAUUCGCUGCUACAGAACUCAAAUCUUGGGAGCUCAUCACUCCACAGGCAGUUUCGUCAGGAAGAGGAGUGCAGCCUGGCCCAAAAACUUCAGAAACCGAUCGAUGAUGACAAAUACAAGGAUGCUGACGAUUGUUCCGAGCUACCCCCAAUCACAAGCCAAAAACAGCGUAACGACAUGCAUCAGUCGCCAGAUGCUGAUGCUAAGGCGAGGAGGCUGGGCAGAAGUUCGUCGGACAUCAACCAUCAUUACGAUACCAAGAUAACCAACCUAGUCAGGAGAAGCAUGGCAUUGGAAGAGCAACUUUCGGCUGCAAUGGCAAGCAAGAACGAAGCGGAGAAGAACCUGUCUUUGGUCAUCGACAGCAAGGAAGAACUCGAGAAGAGGCUAGCCGAUAGGGACAGGGAGGUCGAGGCGCUGAAGGAGAAGGUGACCGGAUUAGAAUUGGUUCAGGAAGAGUCGAACAACCUCUCAAACACUGUCCACACAGAUAAUGUGCGGCUCGAGCGAGAGGUGGCGUUCCUGAAGGCGGUGAUGGAUGAGACCCAGAAGGAACUGCACUCGACUCGUGGGGUUCUAGCGGGAGAACGCGCAAGGGCGUUCCAGCUCCAGGUCGAAGUGUUCCAUCUAAAGCAACGGAUGCAAGCGAUGGAAGGAAGGUCACCAACAGCAAGAAAGCCUUAGAAUCUGUAGGGUGCUGAAAUGUACAAUAUGCGAUAAUUCUGUUGUAAGUUCAAUGUUGUAUUGCGCUUUCUACAAUAAUUCUGUUGUAAGUUCAAUGUUGUAUUGUGUUUGGUAGAAAGUCUCAGAAUUUGUAGGGAGUUGAAAUGUACAAUAUGCAAUAAUUCUGCUGUAAGUUAGACGUUGUAUUGCUUUUGGUAUCAGAGCUAUUUCAAUUUCUAACAUUCAGUGCUAAAU
This is a messenger RNA of Phragmites australis (common reed), 2671 nucleotides long. Its product is annotated as acyl-CoA-binding domain-containing protein 6-like. The record is from RefSeq and is a predicted model, not a curated record. Lineage: Eukaryota; Viridiplantae; Streptophyta; Magnoliopsida; Poales; Poaceae. The transcript has 16 exons. Bases 389 to 2437 code for a protein of 682 amino acids. Gene Ontology annotation, molecular function: protein binding.